CCGUUGCUGUUUCAAUAAAAGGGAGGAAAAAAUACCAAUCGGCAGCAUCUUAGUUGAUCUGUCACCGAGAACGCUCUCUCAUAUUAAUCAUCUCAACAGUGUAGCUUGUUUCAGCCGCUUGACGCAGAGAACCACCUGACCGACUAGAAAUCAUGGCGGAAAUGAAUCCCACUUCAGUUACUAUGACCUCGCUCGCUAGAGCCUUGUCGUUUUCAGGUUCCUACGAGAGGGACCGGGACGAUGAAUUUAACUCUCACACUACUUUUGGUCGAGGCAGUGUGCCACAUCUCGGCCAAAGAAGAAGUUUGAUUGAUUGCGCGAACGCGGUCUACUCCUGUGAAGAAGUUUGUGUUCUUGUCAUCAACACCGGAGGAACCAUUGGAAUGACACUCAAGAAUGACGUUCUAGAACCAGAACCUCAUGCUUUUGUGAAGAACCUCAGGAAGCUCAUCAUGUUCCAUGAUGAAGAGUACGCCCAGAAGACUAAACUGUACGAUCACUACGAUUUUCCAGAGAGCACGCUGGUCCUGCCGAUGCCCACACCUCAUGCAGACCAGCUAUUUCAGGGAAUGUGUAAAGACAAGAAGAGGAUUGUGUACACCGUCUUAGAGUACGAUCCCCUGCUGGACUCGUCUAACAUGACCCCGAAAGACUGGGGGACGAUUGGGAAGGACAUCGAGAAAUACUACGAGAAGUACGACGGCUUUGUGGUCCUCCACGGGACCGACACCAUGGCGUACACGGCCUCCGCUCUGUCCUUCAUGUGCGAACACCAGGGCAAGCCUGUAAUCCUCACUGGCUCCCAGGUGCCGAUCUACGAGAUGAGGAACGAUGGUAGAGGUAACCUCAUGGGGGCGCUGAUGAUCGCUGGUCAGUUUUACAUUCCUGAGGUGUGUCUAUACUUCAAUAACAAGCUCUACCGGGGGAACCGCGUCACCAAGGUGGACUCCGGAAGCUACAACGCCUUCUGCUCUCCCAACCUGGCCCCUCUGGCCAACGCGGAAGUGGACAUCACAAUCAACUGGGACACGGUGUGGAGGGCCAACACCACAGAACGCUUCCGGGUCAGCCCGGAGGUCAACCGCAACGUGGGUCUCCUCAGGCUGUUCCCCGGCAUCACCACCCAGACCGUGAUCGCCUUCCUGCAGCCGCCCCUAGAGGGCGCUGUCCUGGAGACGUACGGCAGCGGAAACGCCCCCGACAACCGCCCGGACCUGCUGGAGGAGCUGACGAAGGCCACCAAGCGUGGCAUCAUCAUCAUCAACUGCACCCAGUGUCUGAAGGGCUCUGUGUCCACGUCCUACGCCACCGGCCAGGUCCUGAUGGACGCAGGGCUGAUCCCAGGUCGUGACAUGACCCCCGAGGCGGCCCUCUCUAAGCUGUCCUACGUGCUGGCCCGGGCCGAGCUCAGCCUGGAGGACAAGAAGAAGAUGAUGAAGCAGAACCUGCGAGGCGAGAUGUGUGCUGACCUGGCAGGGGCCAAGCUCUCCAUGAGUGACAGUCGCUUCAUCCAGGUCAUCGCCAAGACGCUCAGCAUCAGCUGCAAGGAGGAGCUGGAAGCCAUCCGUGACGCCCUCACCCCCCCGUUGGCCUGCGCUGCCUCCAAGAUCGGAGAUAUCGACGCCUUGAAGGCCAUCCGAGAAAUGGGCAGUGACCUGAGUCUGGCGGACUACGACGGGCGCACCCCUCUGCAUGUGGCGGCCUGUGAGGGCCACCUGGAGGUGGUGAAGUACCUCCUCUGCCACGGCGCCUCCGUCCACGCAAAGGACCGCUUCGGGGACACGCCCCUGAGCAACGCCAGGCGCUUCAGACACAAGGAGGUGGUGAGGCUGUUGAGGAGGACAGGGGCUCACCUCUCUACCACUGAGCGCAAGGAAGCAGGAACAGAGCUGUGCAGCCUGGCUGCCUGUGGGGACGUGGCAGGGCUGGAGAUGUGGAUGCUGGCCGGGGUGGACCCCUGCACUGCCGGCUACGACGGCCAGACAGCCAUGAGUGUGGCCAAGGCUACAAACAACCAGGAGAUGAUUAAGCUUCUUUCCCAGAUCCCUAAAGCCGAGUAAAACUAGAUGCCUCCGCCCCAGUUCUUAUUCUGAAGACGACACCCGUCAAAUGGAGUGUCGUUCCGUCCGCCUAAUAAAAGAUGGAAAAAUAGCCAACAGACAUUCUCCUGAGCCAUAUAUCUGAGUGUUUAUUAGGGGUGGGAAUCUUUUGGUACCUCAUGAUUCGAUCCGAAUCGAUUCUUGGGGUCACGAUUCGAUUAAAAAUCGAUUCACGAUUUUUUCGAUUCAUGAUUUUUUUUUUAAAUUUUUAAUCAAAUUUUGAUUCAUUAUAUGCUUACAUUUGAUUCUAGUUUGCUGUUUAGUGUUACUUGUUUCUUUUUGACUGUGAUAGGCAGUUAAGUGUUGAAGAAAAAAAUCCCAAUGCAUCAAAACCUUGAAAUUUAUUGUUUUUCUUGCAGUUUAGUACCCUCAUUGUUAACAAAAAAAAAAAAAAAAACUUGCAUUUUGACAUUUGUGAAUCGCUAGAAGACUGAAUCGCGAUUCAAAUGUGAAUCGAUUUUUUCCCCCACCCCUAGUGUUUAUGUCCAUGUGCACUAUAUUUGUAGUUAAGGAACUGUGGUCCUCUCUUGAAACCUCUCAUAGCACAACAAUUAAUGUCAGGACAUGUUCUGGUGCCUCAGUCUGUGUGUGAUCUUCACGUCCAACUGUGAACGACAAUUUAUGUGUUAAGAGAUCGUUAAUUUGUAGGAUUUUAGAGUAUUAUCACUGACCACUUUAAGCUCAGUGAAUAACAUCUACUGAUCUCACCACUUGCAAACCCCCCUCCCAAAAACUUCUGUUUUACACUGAUUCUAGGAAGAAGUUAGCGGGAGGUUGCUGUAGUGAGGGGAAACCCUCCCUUAUGUCGAAUCAUCCAGCCUUCUCUGCUGCUCAGUCUUUGUGCAGGUCCAGGUACGCACAGACCUGGACCCAAACCUGCGAAGCCUUUUGACCGUGCAGCUGCUCCCCGUAUCCCUCCACCUCCUCCCCUGUCUGCCCUGCCACUGCCCCCGUAUCCCUCCACCUCCUCCCCUGUCUGCCCUGCCACUGCCCCCGUAUCCCUCCACCUCCUCCCCUGUCUGCCCUGCCACUGCCCCCGUAUCCCUCCACCUCCUCCCCUGUCUGCCCUGCCACUGCCCCCGUAUCCCUCCACCUCCUCCCCUGUCUGCCCUGCCACUGCCCCCGUAUCCCUCCACCUCCUCCCCUGUCUGCCCUGCCACUGCCCCCGUAUCCCUCCACCUCCUCCCCUGUCUGCCCUGCCACUGCCCCCGUAUCCCUCCACCUCCUCCCCUGUCUGCCCUGCCACUGCCCCCGUAUC
Molecule: messenger RNA, 3357 nt
Organism: Osmerus eperlanus (European smelt)
Lineage: Eukaryota; Metazoa; Chordata; Actinopteri; Osmeriformes; Osmeridae
Gene: aspg
Product: asparaginase homolog (S. cerevisiae)
Exons: 17
Coding region: 153-2060 (635 amino acids)
Biological process (GO): amino acid metabolic process
Molecular function (GO): asparaginase activity; protein binding
Source: RefSeq, a predicted model, not a curated record